Messenger RNA from Lizanozyma spartinae, 1011 nucleotides. RefSeq names its product SDR family oxidoreductase. Gene Ontology annotation, biological process: steroid biosynthetic process. Lineage: Eukaryota; Fungi; Ascomycota; Pichiomycetes; Serinales; Debaryomycetaceae. Gene Ontology annotation, molecular function: 3-beta-hydroxy-Delta5-steroid dehydrogenase (NAD+) activity. The record is from RefSeq and is a predicted model, not a curated record. The transcript has a single exon. The coding region runs from base 1 to 1011 and encodes 336 amino acids.
AUGAAUAAAACAGUGUUCGUAUCCGGAGCUACCGGAUUUAUAGCACUUCAUAUUAUCAAACAAUUGAUCGAAAGAGAAUAUGACGUUGUGGGCUCUGUAAGAACAGACGAAAAGGGUCAAGAUCUCUCUCGCAGGUUUGGUCCAAAAUUCGAGUAUGAGAUAGUUGAAGAUAUUGCAGCUGAGGGGGCAUUCGAUGAGGCCAUAAAGAAACAUCCUGAAGUGACGACUUUCCUUCAUACUGCUUCCCCCUUCACUUUUGACAUUAAAGAUGAAAAUGAUCUACUUGUGCCUGCUAUCAAUGGAACAAAGAAUGCCCUUGAUUCCAUCAUAAAAUUUGGUCCCCAAAUCAAUCGAGUAGUGAUAACGUCUUCUUAUGUUGCAAUAUUUGACGGUAGACGUGAAUUCAAACCAGAUGCAGUGUUCACUGAAGAAUCAUGGAAUCCUAUUACGUAUGAGGACGCAAAGAAACAUCCACAAUUAGCAUAUUGGGCAUCAAAGAAGUUUGCUGAACUUUCUGCGUGGGAUAUAAUUAAGGAAAAGAAACCCAACUUUUCCUUAACUACAAUCAAUCCCCCAUUUGUCUUUGGACCUCAAGCAUUUGACUCAGAGAUUAGAGACACAUUGAAUACAUCGUCAGAGAUAAUAAAUCAAAUACUUGGACUUCAACCAGAGUCAAAGAUCCCAAAGAUAUUCUCCAGUUGGAUUGAUGUUAGGGACGUAGCUAAAGCACAUAUACUAGCCUUUGAAAAAGAUUCAGCAAAAGGAAAGCGUUUACUUGUCCGUUCAGGUCAAUUUUCAUCGUUUAAAAUAGUUGAAUAUUUGAAAGAGAUUCCCCAAAUAAAGGACGCACUUCCUGAACCUGGAAUCGGUGAUCACGAGAAGGCUAUAAGAAGCUUGGCUACUGUUGAUAACUCCAAAACAAAUAGUAUUUUGAAGCUUGAUUAUAUCAAUUUACAUGAUAGUAUUAUUGACUCUGCCCAGCAGAUAUUAUCUGUCCGAUCCAAACUAUAG